UGUUUGGUAGUGGUGGUGGAACCUGAUAAACUUGUAUGCGUUCAGUUCUUCAGUUUUCAGUUUUCACGAUUGGACAAAACGCAACAGCUGAAAUUAGUAGACCGUUAGUCUCGACUAGUUAUUCGUUAGUUUCGUCAGAGUUAUGGGUCACCACCACUACCGUUGUAGUGUAAUGUAUUAGCCAGUCACAUAACCAACUCCAAUCUUCGUAAUUAUUAUUACACAAAUUACGUAUGUCUGUCUGUUCAGUACAAAUAUCCUAGUUUCUCAUUUUGUGUAAAAAAUGGCUCCAGUUUUGAGCAAAUAUGUAUCUCAAAAAAAUGCUAUAAUCGGCAGUGCCGUUGCUGGAGUGCCUUUAUUAUAUUAUCUGUUAAAGAAAUAUGCUCUGAAGAACAAAAAGACUGUCAAGAGGAGAGCUCCAGAGAAUGACAUAAAAUACCUCAUAGUUGAUAAAUCAGCAGAAGUGAAGAAUUCAAAUCGAGCACACGUCAAUGGACGUUUUAUUAAACAACUCUUUCAUAUUUUGAAAAUUAUUAUCCCUGGCUUUACAUCUCCAGAAUUUGGAUUCCUCUUACUUGUUGCUGCAUCACUAAUAGCUCGAUCUUAUAGUGACAUAUGGAUGAUACAGACUGGAACGGUUGUUGAAACAGCAAUUAUAAGUAUGAAUACAAAAUUGUUUACCCAACAAUUGUUAUACUUUUUUGCUGGAAUGCCAAUAAUUUCUUUGGUCAAUAAUGUGUUAAAGUGGAGUAUUGGAGAAUUGAAGCUUAGACUUAGAACUAGAUUGUCACAUCACUUAUAUGAUGAUUAUUUAAGAGGAUAUACUUACUACAAGAUAAAUAAUUUGGACAACCGUAUAUCAAAUCCUGAUCAAUUAUUAACAGCUGAUGUUGAUAAGUUCUGCGACAUGUUCGCUGAUUUAUAUUCCAAUAUCUGUAAACCAUUUUUAGAUAUUGUGAUAUAUGUUUACAAAUUAACAUCUACAUUAGGAUUUGAAACUCCUUCUGUAAUGCUGGGUUAUUUGAUGAUAUCUGGAUUUGUUCUAACUUAUAUUCGUAGACCAACUGGUAAAAUGACUGUGAUGGAACAAAAAUUAGAAGGUGAAUACCGAUAUAUUAACUCUAGGUUAAUCACAAAUUCUGAAGAAAUAGCCUUUUACAAUGGUAAUAACAGGGAAAAGCUUACUAUGUUAGCGUCGUUUAAUAAACUAACAAAUCACUUAAGAAAAUUCCUUGAAUUCAGAGUGUGCAUGGGUUUUUUUGAUAAUAUUCUUGGAAAAUAUAUUGCUACAGUUGUAGGAUUUUAUGCUGUUAGUAUACCUUUUAUGAACCGUAAUUCAUCUUUAGCCAACCUUUCUCAAAAUGAACGUUUUCGAAAUUACUAUACAAUGGGUCGUAUGUUGGUAAAAUUAGCUGAAGCUAUUGGUCGCUUAGUGUUAGCUGGCCGUGAUAUGACACGUUUAGCUGGAUUCACUGCUAGAGUUACUGAAAUUAUGACUGUUUUAAAUGAUCUUAAUAAAGGACACUAUGUAAGGACUAUGCUGACUGAUAAUGAUGUAUUGAGAGAAAAGAAGCUUGUACCAAAUUCUGGUCGUAUUAUAACUAAAGAUAAUGUUAUCAAGUUUGAUAAGGUGCCUCUUAUAACGCCUAAUGGUGAUAUACUAGUUGAGGAGUUAACAUUUGAAGUUACAUCAGGCAUGAAUGUGCUAGUAUGUGGUCCAAAUGGUUGUGGAAAAUCAUCUUUAUUCAGAAUACUUGGUGAAUUAUGGCCUCUUUUUGGUGGAACUUUAACAAAACCUCCAAAGGGCAAACUUUUUUAUAUUCCACAGAAACCAUAUAUGACAUUAGGUACAUUAAGGGAUCAAGUUACAUAUCCUCAUACAAAGGAAGAAAUGCAGCGUCGUAGAAAAACUGAUGUAGAUAUUGCUAAUCAUUUAGAACGUGUACAAUUAUCGUAUUUAUUGCAAAGAGACCAAGGUUGGGAUACUGUUGCUGAUUGGAUGGAUGUAUUGUCUGGUGGAGAAAAACAACGAAUUGCCAUGGCUAGAUUGUUCUAUCAUCAACCACAAUUUGCAAUAUUAGAUGAAUGUACAAGUGCAGUUAGUGUUGAUGUUGAAGGUUCUAUGUAUCAAUAUUGUCGUGAUGUUGGUAUUUCACUUUUCACAGUCAGCCAUCGCAAAUCUUUAUGGAAACAUCACGAUUAUUAUUUACAAAUGGAUGGAAGAGGAUUAUUCCAUUUCAACAAGAUUGAAGCAGACACUGAUGAAUUUGGUUCAUGAAUCUGUGGCUGAUAUAGUUUUAAAAAUAAUUAUGUACAUAUAUAUUACAUGCAUAUGUAAUAAUUUAGUUCAAUCUUGCCUAAUUU
Molecule: messenger RNA, 2364 nt
Organism: Melanaphis sacchari
Lineage: Eukaryota; Metazoa; Arthropoda; Insecta; Hemiptera; Aphididae
Gene: Pmp70
Product: ATP-binding cassette sub-family D member 3
Exons: 13
Coding region: 284-2278 (664 amino acids)
Biological process (GO): fatty acid beta-oxidation; very long-chain fatty acid catabolic process; long-chain fatty acid import into peroxisome
Cellular component (GO): peroxisomal membrane
Molecular function (GO): ABC-type transporter activity; ATP hydrolysis activity; long-chain fatty acid transmembrane transporter activity
Source: RefSeq, a predicted model, not a curated record